Molecule: messenger RNA, 957 nt
Organism: Theileria annulata
Lineage: Eukaryota; Apicomplexa; Aconoidasida; Piroplasmida; Theileriidae
Exons: 7
Coding region: 1-957 (318 amino acids)
Source: RefSeq, a predicted model, not a curated record
AUGUAUUUUAUAAAUUUUUAUAUUAUUUUUAAUUUAAUUUUGCCUAUUUCGUAUAAAUGUGUAAAUUCCCAAGACAAUUUAGAAUCGCAGGGCACUCCGGGCCAAAAUAUGCAACACCCUCAAAAAAUAAGUACUGAAAAUUCUAAUGUUAACGAAACUAAAGAUCAAAAUGGGUCUGAAAGUCCAUUAGGCUCUUUUAAUAAUGAAGUAGUUGACGUUAAUGACACAGUAAAAGGUAAUGUGUUGAAAGAAAAUCCAGGUAAUAACCUACUGAGUAGUUGUAUAUAUUAUAGAAAUACUAGAUACUAUAUUAUAACUAGUAAUUACAAGGUUCUAAUGAAUGAUAUAGUUGAAAAAUUAAACGAGUUGUCGAGAGAUAUAUCAAAGGAGAUAAGUCAGAAUCCUUACUAUAAGAUUCCAGAGUUGACUAGAAAAAUAAGAGAUAUUGCAAUAUUACAUCCAGAUGUUAUGAAAAAAUUGGGAGUUUAUGUGAUUCCAAUUCAAGAACAAGAGGAUAAUUCGGGUGAAGAAGGGGGUGAAAAGGGUGAAUUAAUUGAAGAAAAACAUGAUGAAAGCAAAGAAAAGGAGAUGAGAUCUGAGAUUGACGAAUUGAUGGAUAAAACUGAAAUGAUGGAGGCUAUGACUCCUGAACAAAAGUUGGAAUACAUACCAGAACUGAAGGAAACGAUUGUUUACCAAAUACUAAAAAAUAGAAAUAUACUAAAGGAAUUAUCGGAUAAAUUGGGGUAUAAAAACGUUCAAGAUUUAGGAAAUCAUCAGCAAUACCAAAAUUCACAAGAUUUCUCAAAUUAUCAAUACGGAAAUUAUCCAAACUAUCAAUAUGGAAAUUAUGGAAAUUAUCAAAAUUAUUAUAAUGGAAGUUAUCCAGAUUAUCAAAAUUAUUAUCAAUAUGGAAAUAAUGGAAACUAUGGAAAUUAUCCGUAUUAUGGUUAUUGA